This is a messenger RNA of Haliaeetus leucocephalus (bald eagle), 384 nucleotides long. RefSeq names its product cysteine-rich tail protein 1 (gene CYSRT1). The coding region runs from base 1 to 384 and encodes 127 amino acids. The record is from RefSeq and is a predicted model, not a curated record. NCBI's taxonomy places the organism in Eukaryota, Metazoa, Chordata, Aves, Accipitriformes, Accipitridae. The transcript has a single exon.
AUGGAUCGUGGCGUCAGCCUGAAGAACCCCUAUGCCAGUGUCAACAUCCCACGGGACCAGUUCCAGCAAAGCUUUAUCACUCGCUACCUGAAGGAUGAGCCCACCAUCAUUGCCAACCCUGCAGCUGUGCCCACCUACGGCGUGGAGGAGCAGGCGGACCCCACUGGCAGCUGCAACAGCCCAACCAUUUCCACAGAGAAGUCCUGGUCCCAUCCCUACAACCCCUAUGCCAGCCUGAGGAUGCCCAACAGGGAAUCGCCCGACUCCUUCUACACCAUCACCCUGGACAAACCACCCAAGGGCCAGGAGUGCGAGGCCAGCAGGGGAUGCGGCUGCUGCAAGUUCUGCCCCUGCUGCAGAAAGUGCUGUUGUGUUAUCUCCUAA